Molecule: messenger RNA, 2532 nt
Organism: Aspergillus oryzae RIB40
Lineage: Eukaryota; Fungi; Ascomycota; Eurotiomycetes; Eurotiales; Aspergillaceae
Product: mitochondrial elongation factor MEF2
Exons: 2
Coding region: 1-2532 (843 amino acids)
Biological process (GO): ribosome disassembly; mitochondrial translation
Cellular component (GO): mitochondrion
Molecular function (GO): GTP binding; GTPase activity
Source: RefSeq, a predicted model, not a curated record
AUGGCUCCGACGCACCACGUCUGCUCCGCGGGAACAGAAAUAUUAGCAAUUGGAUUUACAAGAAGGAUAGGAGACGUGGAUGAAGGCUCCACUGUCACCGACUUCCUUCCUGCUGAGCGCGCUCGAGGAAUUACGAUUCAAUCGGCCGCUAUCACCUUCCAUUGGCCACCUCAAACUGCCGGUGAUGGAAAUACAACUCCGCAGGAGCCACAAACGCCAAGGUCUGCGUCAUCUCAUACCGUGAACCUCAUUGACACCCCUGGACACGCGGACUUCACUUUUGAAGUCAUGCGAUCCUUGCGCAUUCUUGAUGGCGCGGUAUGCAUUCUAGACGGUGUUGCUGGUGUUGAGGCUCAAACAGAGCAAGUGUGGCACCAAGCAAGUACCUACCGGAUUCCCCGGAUUGUUUACGUGAACAAGCUUGACAGAGAUGGGGCAGCCUUUGGCCGGACGGUCCGAGAGGUUGCCUCCCGACUGGGUGGAUGGCCUGCCGUCUGUCAAAUACCUUGGUUUGAAGGAGGAAAUGGACGUUUUACUGGCAUUGCCGAUGCUAUCAAUCUCCAAGGCCUCCGCUGGGAGGAAGGAGACGGCAAGUCUGUCAAGAUGUUCAACCUUGAACAGUUGGCUAGCGAAGAACCUCAGCUUGCACAGGAACUCAAGCGCGCGAGAGUUGCCCUCGUUGAACUGCUGAGUGAGCAUGAUGAAGCCAUGGUGGAGAAGUUCUUCGACUGUGAAGAGGACCAUUUGGCAGUCCCCCCGAAUGACAUUCUGGAGAGUCUGCGCAGAUGCCUCCUAGAGGAGCAGGGAAGGAAAAUCAUUCCCAUUUUCGCUGGUGCUAGCUUUCGAAACAUUGGUGUCCAGCCUCUUCUCGACGCUGUGACGAAUCUACUCCCUAGCCCUCCUGAGACUCCUGACCCAGAGGUCAGCAUUGGUGGAGUUAAGGGUGGCCUCCGACGCCUGCUUUCUGGCGAUCUACUAGUUGAACAAGGCGAGAAGGCAGCUUCUGCUAAGGGUAAGCACAAGAAGAAGUCGGCCAUUCAAGCAGAGUCCCGCAACGCCAUUGAAAAGCUCCAAGGCUGCGCCCUAGCCUUCAAGGUCGUCAACGACCCCAAGCGUGGUGUCCUAGUGUACGUCCGCGUCUAUUCCGGCUCGCUCGACCGAAACAGCAUCCUAUACAACACCAACCUAAAUGUAUCAGAGCGGGCCCCCCGUCUGCUAAAGAUGUAUGCGAAUGAUGCCGUCGAGGUCGACUCCAUUCCCGAAGGCCACAUCGGAGUCGUAGCUGGUCUCAAACACACCCGAACUGGAGACACCCUAGUUACCUACUCCGGCAACAAAGCCACACCCCCCGAACCUCUCAACACCCUCCAACUCCGUCCGAUCACCGUCCCACCCCCCGUCUUCUUCGCCAGUGUCGAACCCCACAGCCUAAGCGAGGAGAAAAGACUCCAAGAGUCUCUCGCGAUGCUCCUCCGCGAGGAUCCCAGUCUCCACGUCACCGUCGACGAAGACUCAGGCCAAACCCUCCUCAGCGGCAUGGGCGAACUGCACCUCGAGAUCGCCCGAGACCGCCUCCUCAACGACCUCAAAGCCAAAGCCUCCAUGGGACGCAUCGAAAUCGGCUACCGCGAAUGCCCCCUCGGCGCCUCCGGCCCCAUAACCAGGAUCUUCGACAAGGAAAUCGCCGGCCGCAAAGGCAAAGCCGGCUGCACCGCAACCGUCGAGCCCUUCGACCCCGAGGAGACCACCACAGAACCCGACCCAUCGACCCUCUCCAUCCAAACCACAGACGGCAACCAAAUCGUCAUCCAAGCACCAGGCCUCGAAGUCGAAGUCAACAAAAAGGGCAUCGAAGAGAGUCCCCUCCUACCCCCAGGCCUAGACGUACACGCCCUCCGCACAGCCCUCCAAAACGGGUGUCUCGCGGCACUCGCCCGCGGUCCUCAAUUCACCUUCCCCAUGCACGGCACCCGCGUCACCCUCACCUUCAACCCAGCCGAACACCUUUUCGGCAACGAAUCCACCCCCUCGGCACUCUCCGCCGCAGCCCGUCUCGCAACCUCCUCCGCCCUCCGAGACCUCCCCUCCGGAGCAGGCACAUCCCUCAUGGAACCAGUCAUGAACGUCAUCAUCAGCGUAGACGAAGCCAGUCUCGGCGCCGUGGUACACGAUAUCUCUUCCUCCCGCGGGGGCCACAUCAUCUCGCUGGACGAGGAAACACCCCUCCAAACGACGGAUAUCACCUCAAACCCAACAGACGACCUUCUUCCCCCCAUCGACCCGAACAAGGUCUACGCCCCGCCUGAUCCCUUCCAGUCAUCAACCGUGGGAAUCGACCUCCCCUCGUCGGCUAACAGACCCCGAACUAUCACGGCAAAGGUCCCCCUCAAGGAAAUGGUCGGAUAUCUCAAACACCUGCGAAGUUUAAGCGCGGGGCGCGGCACGUUCGUCAUGAGCGUCGAUCGGUUCGAGAAGAUGAGUGCGCCGAGACAGAAGGCUGUGCUUGCUGAGCUCAGAGGUGACUUUUUCUAA